Molecule: messenger RNA, 525 nt
Organism: Durusdinium trenchii
Lineage: Eukaryota; Dinophyceae; Suessiales; Symbiodiniaceae
Source: the annotation of a GenBank genome assembly
AUGAGCGUUGGGACCUUCCGUGGAGAGCUCACGCUUUGGCAGAUGCUGCUUCGGGGUUCCUCCCGCUGGAGCACCUUUGGUGACGUGAAAGUGGAGGACAGUGAAGCCACAUUGUGCGAGCACCUGGGCGAUGCAGUUCUACGGCUGAGACAUCUAGGUCAUGCCGAUGGAGUGGUGGUGCUGAACCGCGACUCAAUAUCUCGACCUCAGGGUGACCAUGGGCUCUCGGAUGUAAGAUCAGUCCAGAAACAGAGCCCUUCUCCAGACCCUGAACUGCAACGAGUGACCUUGCUGGAAAGCAUUUGGAAACCGGAGGUUUUAAUUGGAUGGCGAGUAAGAGUCGACGGCUUUGGUGAGGGGAUCGUGACUGCGGUUAGAAGACGCCGACUGCGAUCGACACUCUUCUCCAUCUCAGGCACAGAUCCCUCGAAGCUGCUUCAGCAAACGGAGAUUCCUCUUCAUAGGCAAGGGUCGAUGCUUCCUUGGGUGAAUGGCCAUAGGUUCGACCUUGUGAGGAAAGAGUGA